Molecule: messenger RNA, 3672 nt
Organism: Perognathus longimembris pacificus (Pacific pocket mouse)
Lineage: Eukaryota; Metazoa; Chordata; Mammalia; Rodentia; Heteromyidae
Gene: P3h2
Product: prolyl 3-hydroxylase 2
Exons: 15
Coding region: 177-2297 (706 amino acids)
Biological process (GO): collagen metabolic process
Cellular component (GO): endoplasmic reticulum
Molecular function (GO): iron ion binding; protein binding; L-ascorbic acid binding
Source: RefSeq, a predicted model, not a curated record
CCUCCGCCUCUAGGCACACCGAGCGCGGGGCGGUCACCUGGGGCUGUAGGCAAGGGCCAGUCGCUUGUGGGACCCACGCGCUUUAGAGGGCGGAGGAGAGAGAGGAAACCAGACGCGAGGGUCCCCGGAGCAGUCUUGGUGCUGGCCGCCCGCGUUGCGCCUCUUUGCGGCAGAGGAUGCGGGAGCGCAUCUGGACGAAGCUACUGCCGCUGCUGCUGCUGCUACCGCCGCCACUGCGGGGCGGUCCCCAGGACAGCCGGCGCCAGGAACCCGAGCCCGAGCCCGAGCGCGGGCCUCUGCUGCCCUACGAUCUGCUCUACGCUAGCGGCGUAGCUGCCUAUUACAGCGGAGAUUUCCAGCGAGCGGUGCGCGACUUGGAAGCGGCGCUGCGCAGCCACCGGCGACUGCGGGAGAUCCGCACGCGCUGCGCCCGGCAUUGUGCGGCGCGCCGCCCGCUCAUCCCGCCCGGAGCCGGGCCUGGGGCUGAGCUACCGUUCUUCCGCGCCCUGUUAGAGCGGGCGCGCUGCUACCGCAGCUGUCAGCACCAGCGCCUGGGGGGACCCGAGUCCAGACACCGCGUCAGCGAGGACGUGCGCAGCGACUUCCAGCGCCGAGUACCCUACAACUACCUGCAGCGGGCCUACAUCAAGCUUAAUCAGUUGGAAAAGGCAGUGGAAGCCGCCCAUACAUUUUUCAUGGCCAACCCUGAGCAUAUGGAAAUUCAGCAGAACAUUGAGAAUUACCAAACAAAGGCUGGCAUGGAAGAAUUCCAUUUGGUAGAUCGAGAAGCCAAGUCACACCUUGAGAGCUACAGUGCAGGAGUGAAACAUUACGAGGCUGAUGACUUUGAAAUGGCUAUCAAGUACUUUGAACAAGCUUUAAGAGAAUAUUUCAGUGAAGAUGUGGAAUGUCGAACUCUAUGUGAGGGACCUCAGAGAUUUGAGGAGUAUGACUACUUACAGUACAAAGCUGGUCUAUAUGAAGCCAUUGCAGAUCACUACGUACAGGUGCUGGUGUGUCAGCAUGAAUGUGUAAGGGAACUGGCCACUCGCCCCGGCCGCCUCUCGCCAAUUGAGAACUUCCUUCCACUGCAUUAUGAUUACCUACAGUUUGCCUACUACAGAGUUGGUGAAUAUGUGAAGGCCUUGGAGUGUGCCAAGGCCUACCUUCUGUUCCAUCCAGAAGACGAGGAUGUGCUCGAUAAUGUGGACUACUAUGAGAGUCUGCUGGAGGACAGUGUGGACCCAGCAUUCAUCGAGCCCAGAGAGGACUUGAUGAUGUUUGUGAAACGUCAUAAACUGGAAUCUGAACUGAUAAAGUCAGCUGCCGAGGGUCUGGGAUUUUCAUAUACAGAACCAAACUAUUGGAACAGCUAUGGGGGACGACAAGACGAGAAUUGGGUUCCUUCAGGAGUGAACACAGAGGAGGCAGAAGUACAUGGUUUGUCAAUGAGGAAAAAAUCAUCAUCAAACAUAGAUCGAGACCUGAGAGAAGGUGGCCCUCUGCUGUUUGAGAACAUCACCUUUAUCUACAACUCCGAGCAGCUGAAUGGGACUCAGCGGGUUCUUCUGGAUAAUGUCCUCUCUGAAGAGCAGUGCCGGGAGCUGUACAGUGUGGCCAGUAGAGUCAUGAUUGUCGGUGAUGGGUAUCAAGGAAAAACAUCGCCUCACACACCCAAUGAGAAGUUUGAAGGGGCAACUGUCCUGAAAGCACUCAGAUUUGGUUAUGAAGGCCGAGUCCCACUGAAGAGCGCACGUCUGUUUUACGACAUCAGUGAAAAGGCUCGAAAGAUCGUUGAAUCCUACUUCAUGCUGAAUUCAACCUUGUAUUUCUCCUAUACACAUAUGGUCUGCCGAACAGCCCUUACAGGUCAGCAGGACAAAAGAAAUGACCUCAGCCAUCCCAUCCACGCGGAUAACUGCCUGUUGGAUCCAGAAGCCAAUGAGUGCUGGAAGGAGCCUCCAGCGUACACUUUCCGUGACUAUAGUGCACUCAUAUACAUGAACGAUGACUUUGAAGGAGGAGAAUUCAUAUUUACUGAAAUGGAUGCUAAGACUGUGACAGCCUCAAUAAAACCCAAGUGUGGGCGCAUGAUCAGCUUCUCAUCCGGAGGAGAAAAUCCACACGGAGUGAAAGCUGUCACCAAAGGCCAGAGGUGUGCCGUGGCCCUGUGGUUUACCCUGGACCCACUGUACAGGGAGCUGGAGCGGAUACAAGCCGAUGAGGUCAUUGCAGUCCUGGACCGAGAACAGCAAGGGAAGCAUGAACUGCAUAUUAACCCCAGAGAUGAGCUAUAAAAAAAUGAGAAAGAAUGUUCUACCAGAUAUUUAUUGAAAUUGUUAAUCUUAGAAGAACUGUUUUAUUUUUGUACAGAGCCAUGGUAUAAGUUAACAGGUUAUUAGAAGUCACCAGAGUGUCCCUUCUGCUGCCAUGACUGUGUGCUCCUAGGCUGCUUGGUUUCCAUUAGUGUGCUAGUUCAUCUCUCCAAGCCUAGUCACCUCUCCAUACACAGACCACACAUACCACACAACAGACACACAUGUACACAUAUCUCACGCAAGCACACCACACACACACCACACACAAGAACACUUUGCUGAGCACAUCACAAAACGUAAACAGAAACACACCACAUAGGUGUCAUACACACAUGCACUGCAGAGAACACAGAAACACAUGUACCACACAGACACACACUAUAUGCACAUACAUACCACAUAUAGCCAGCAUGUGCCAUGUAUACCACACAUAUGCAGAUAUACACAAAUACACCACACUUACUACAUAAAAAUAAAUAUAAACAUACCAUGCCAACACUAUGCACACAUAUAAAUUCACAUGUACAAACACAUAUAACACAUGUACCAUACAUACCACACACAUCACACAAACACACACACACACAAUUAAUUUGCUGCACAUCCAAAAUCUCAGUGCCUCAGCUGGUUCAUGGCAAAGGCACAACAGCUGUGUGGCUGGGUGGUGCGGGCCUUUGUGGCCCAGGGCCUCCCUCUCUGCCAGAUCCUCUCUGGGGCCGACAGCCAUACACUGGGAUUCUCCAGAGUCAGCUCGUCCUUGAGUCUUUGGAGCUUUGGGCAGAGUGUGCACUGCCUCGGGUAUUAAGGAGACAGGAGCCCCUCUACCCCCUCUCAGCCCCAGGCUCCAGGAAGGCACAUUUCAGACAAGUCCUUUAUGAGACAGGGAAGUCCAGACAAGAAACAUACACUGGAACUUGCAAUUCUUCUCCACUGUGCUAUGGAAAGGAAUACAUGGAGUUGUGCCAUAGAAACCAGGUAUGGUGGUUCACACAUAUAAUCCCAGCACUUGGGGAGAUGACUUUGAGGCCAUCUUAAAUUAUAGGAUGAGCCCUGCCUUUAAGAAAAAAUCAAAACAAAACAAAAUAACACAAAGUAUAGAAAAGUUGAGGCAGAAUGAGUCCUCACUCCAGUGACUUCGGAAGACUCUUUAACCCUGCCUGGCCCUGAGCACACUGUGAGGCUGCUGGAGAGGGGCAGUGACGGGAGAAAGGGACAUUUUAUACUUAGAAAGAAAAGAGUGUGACUGAUUCCAGCCAUCUCUGCCUGUAUCCCCUCCUCAUUGCUGCUAUGCAGUGGACAGAUCUGUGCUUGAGUCUGAGUUUAUUUAAUUAAAAAGAAAAAACGUUUGUUUUGA